This is a messenger RNA of Acanthamoeba castellanii str. Neff, 3399 nucleotides long. RefSeq lists its product as uncharacterized. The record is from RefSeq and is a predicted model, not a curated record. The transcript is spliced from 15 exons. Gene Ontology annotation, biological process: regulation of neurotransmitter receptor transport, endosome to postsynaptic membrane; neurotransmitter receptor transport, endosome to postsynaptic membrane; regulation of recycling endosome localization within postsynapse. Gene Ontology annotation, cellular component: extrinsic component of postsynaptic early endosome membrane; postsynaptic recycling endosome; glutamatergic synapse. Bases 1 to 3399 code for a protein of 1132 amino acids. Lineage: Eukaryota; Discosea; Longamoebia; Acanthamoebidae.
AUGGCGGCCUCCAUCAGCAUGGAGGAGUUCCAAGGCACACCCCAUUUGCCGCGCUUCCAGACGCAGCUGCUGGAGGUGAAGCAGGCCAAAUACGAGAGCGACGAACAGCGCAAACGUCUGCAAAUGGAGCUGGAGAAGCAGAAGGAGCGCACGGCCGCCCUGGAACGCGAGCUCAAGAAGGCCCAGGACCUGAUGGCGCGCAGCAAGAACGCCAAGGACGUCGCCACCCUCCAGGCCGAGAACCGCAACUUCAAGAGCCUCCUCGAACAGACCGCCCGCGAGCACAAGGAGCAGCAAGCGGCGCUGAGGAAGAACAUGAAGACCAUCUACGAGUCCAAUGCCGACAUGGCGGCCCAGCUGGAGGCCUACAAGGAGCGGGAGCAGGCCCUGACGCAGCGCGAGAAGGACUGCCAGGCCGCCGAGGAGCGGCUCCGAAGCCAGCAGGAGGAAGUCGCCCAACGAACCCAGCAGCUCCAGGAGCAGACCCAGCGCGCCCUCGAGGAACAGCAGCGCCAACUCGACGCCCGGUACACACCCAUGAUCCCCGCCGCCGCCGCCGCCAUUACCGCGCGCCACACAGGACCAACCGACGUCCUCGUCGAGGAGCUGACGCACCGGGCGUGCGCGUGGGCCGUCGCCGCCGCUGCGUGCAGGAUGGAGGAGGUGAAGCGGAGGGAGGAGGAGCUACGGGGCCACGAGGGCAAGAUCAAGCAGCACCUCCUCGACUCCCUCGUGGGCGGCGGCGGUGGCAGCGGCGGCGAGACCCUCGACCCGUUCGCCUCCGCUUCGUCCACGUCUGCUUCCAGCCAGCUGUGGGGGGACGACGAUGACGACGACGAACCCCUCACGCUCACCGCCAGCAGCAGCAGCAAGCCGAAACAGCAGCAGCAGCCUGAAAAGAUGGCCACGCCCGCUCCAGAGCCGGCGGUGGCGAGCGAGGCGGACUCUGCCCCGCCCGCUACUACGGCCACGCCUACUGCCGCUGCGGACGAGCAGGCAGCCGCCAGUGCCGACGCCGCCGCCACCGCGGUAACGGAUGGGCAGGCGGAAGCAGGCGGAAAUGAGCAGCAGGGCGUGGAGGCCGCCGCCUCCGUGCCGCCACCCUUGUCGCCCGCCGCCGCCGCCGCCGCCGCCGCCGCCGAUGAAGACGCGUCCGCUGCGGCUGAUCUAUCCACGACGCCAUCGCUGGCGGAGAGCGAUACCGCUGCGGAGGGGCGAGAGGAGAACAGUCCCGAGGGUGGAACACAACCGAUGGAUACAACCGGCAACGACGACCAGCGCGUGGCCGAAGAACCGCAGCCGCAGCAGUCGGACGAUGGCGGCCACGCCGCCGCCGCUGCCGAUGACCGGCCGGGAGAGGAGGAGCUCACGCCCGCCGCCGCCACCACCACCACCAGCAGCAGCACCGAUGUGGGCGAACAGCAGCAGCAGGAGCAGGUUUCGGCCCCAGCCACGACGCCCAGCACUCCUGCUGCGCAGCCCGACGAGCUCGUGGCCGAGUGUGCGGCGCUGCGUGCGAAGCUGGAGGAGGCCCACACCCAGCUGCAGGACCUGCAGGCCCAGCUGUCCGUGUGGCAGGAGAAGACCAAGUUGAAGCACAGCAACUAUGUGCGGCUGCAGGAGGAGAUGAAGGACCUCACCGAGGCGCACUCCAACCAACUCGAGCGCUUCGCCAAGGAAAAGGACGACGCGACGCAGAGCCACCUGGCCCUGCAGGAGCAGCUCCACGCGACCGUGGACGCACAUACCCGGGAGCUGGAGGAGCUGCAGCAGAAGGCCAGCACGCUGGAGGCCGAGCGCGCGCGCCUCGUGGACGAGCACAAGGCCGAGCUGGAGAAGCUCGCCAAGGCCAAGGGGGAGGAGUCGGGGGUGGCGGUGGCGCGGCUGGAGGAGGAGGCGCGUGCGGCGGCGGAGGCGCACCGGCGGGAGGUGGAGGAGGCGGCGCGGGAGCGGCGGGAGGAGGUGGAGCAGUGGCGGGCGCGGCUGGAGCAGGAGCGGGGCCACUGGAAGGAGGAGCUGGGCCUGAUCCAGGAGGACCGGGGCAUCAUGAUCACCAAGCUCACCGAGAAGGACCUCGCCCUCGACGAGCUCCGCGAGAAGCUCGAGCUGCAGCAGGCCGACGCGCAGCAGCAGGCCCUCGCCCUCAAGCAGGCCCUCGCGGCCGAGAGCGCCAAGGUGGCCGACGCCGUCAAGGACAAGGCCGACAGCCUGGGCCGCGCCAGGGACAAGGCCCGCGAGGAGCUGGCCGCCGCGCAGGCCGCCCACCAGAAGCUGGCCGACGAGGCCAAGACCCUCAAGGACGAGAUCCUGGCCAAGGUCAACGCCCUCGAGGCCGCCCGCACGACCACCGCCAAGCUCCAGGAGCAGGCCCACGAGCAGCAGGCCCUCCUCGCCCAGCGCGACAAGCACGCCGACGCCCUCCAGGCACAGCUCCAGGCCGCACACGACUCGCUCGCCGCCUCUCACAAGCAGGCCAACGCGCUCAACGAAUCGCUCGAGCGCGCCAUCGAGGGACGCCUCGACGCCGAGAAGCAGCUCCACGACGCACUCGCCCGCCACCAGGAGCUCGAGACCCGCACCGCGGCCGAGCGCGAGCGCCUCGAGACGCGCCUCGCCGGCCUCGAGCGCCAGAACGCCGACCUCGAGGUCAGCCUCCGCACCCAGGCCGACGCCUUCCGCGACGAGCGCGCCCAGCUCGAGGCCGGCGCCGCGGCCCUCCGCGAAGACCUCGAGGCCCGCACCACCGCGCUCGCUGACCUCGAGUUCCAACACGCCACCCUCGCCGCCGCCCACACCGAGUCCGAGGCCGCCGUCCGGACCCUCGAGGCGCAGCUCCAGCAACUGAGGGAGAGCCUCGAGACGGAGAAGGCGCGUGGCGAGGAGGAGCUAGGAAGGGUGCGCGAGGAGAAGGCGAUCGUGGCGAAGGAGCUCCAGGAGCUGCGCCAGCGCUUCGACGACGCCGAGCUCGAGAAGAAGAUCGCCGAACGCAAGUCUCAGCAGAUGAUGAAGGAGCUCAAGAACCAGCUGGCCAAGGAGCGUGCCAAGCAGCAGCCCAAGGGAUCCGGGGCCACCCCUUCCCCCCUCCCCUCCCCCCUCCCCACCCGACGCCUCGACGGAGGUGGCGGCGGCGGACUAUCGGAAUCCGCCGGAGGCACUCCCACCCGAUCACCCGCCCUCCUGCGCGUCCGGAGCGACCUGGGCAGUGGCUCGGCGGGAACGAGUGGUAGCGGGGGCGUGCCCGUGGUGGUGGUGGGCGGCUCCGGCGGGGCGGGCGGCGGGGAGGAGGGCGGCGGUGCGGUGCUGGUGCGUCGCGUGGCCGAGCUGCAGCACCUGGCCGAGUCCCUCCAGCAGCAGGUGGGCCUCCUCCAGGACGAAAAGCAGCAGUCCCGAAUGGGCUGA